AUGGCAGCCAAGUUCUUCGUCGUCCUCUCCCUAGCGGUGGCCGCUUCAGCUCUUCCAGUUCUGGAAUAUGCUGAGCACGAAGCCCCCGCACACUACGACUUCGAGUACUCCGUUCACGACCAGCAAAGCGGAGACAUCAAGCAGCAGAAGGAGUCCCGCGCCGGAGACGCCGUCCAGGGCUUCUACUCACUGGUGCAACCCGACGGUGUCCACCGCAUCGUCGAAUACACCUCCGACAAAGUAAACGGAUUUAACGCUAACGUCCGCUACGAGGGACACCCCGUCGCUCAGCCCGCCAAGAUCGCGUACGCCGCUCCCGUCGCCAAGCUCGCCUACUCCGCCCCCGUGGCCUACGCCGCACCCGUAGCCAAGAUCGCCUACAGCGCUCCUGUUGCCAAGAUCGCCUACAGCACACCCAUCGCUAAGUUUUUCGUCGUCCUCUCCCUGGCGGUGGCCGCUUCAGCUCUUCCAGUUCUGGAAUAUGCUGAGCACGAAGCCCCCGCACACUACGACUUCGAGUACUCCGUUCACGACCAGCAAAGCGGAGACAUCAAGCAGCAGAAGGAGUCCCGCGCUGGAGACGCCGUCCAGGGCUUCUACUCACUGGUGCAACCCGACGGUGUCCACCGCAUCGUCGAGUACACCUCCGACAAAGUAAACGGAUUUAACGCUAACGUCCGCUACGAGGGACACCCCGUCGCUCAGCCCGCCAAGAUCGCGUACGCCGCUCCCGUCGCCAAGCUCGCCUACUCCGCCCCCGUGGCCUACGCCGCACCCGUAGCCAAGAUCGCCUACAGUGCUCCUGUUGCCAAGAUCGCCUACAGCGCACCCAUCGCCAAGGUCGCAUACGCCGCCCCAGUUGCCAAGAUCGCCUACAACAGUGCUCCCUUAACCCAAGUGACCUUCUCUUCCCCUGCCAUUUCCUACCACCACUAG
Messenger RNA from Bombyx mandarina (wild silkworm), 936 nucleotides. RefSeq lists its product as uncharacterized. The record is from RefSeq and is a predicted model, not a curated record. NCBI's taxonomy places the organism in Eukaryota, Metazoa, Arthropoda, Insecta, Lepidoptera, Bombycidae. Gene Ontology annotation, cellular component: extracellular matrix.